AUGAAGUUCUUCGCUGUCGCUGCCCUCUUCGCCACCGCCGCCAUGGCCGCUCCUGGUGCUCCUGCUCAUGCUCCUGGUGCUGUUGCCGGCAGCGGUAACGCCCCGACGGUGCUUCAGACCCAGCAGAUCCAGGAGAAGAAGAACCAAUUCGCAACCACAUGCAGCGCCAACCAACAUGAGACCGUCUGCUGCGACUCGGUGGACGCCUCGAAGACGCAGAGCUUGUCCGGCCAGAGCAGCGAUGCCCUCUUGGGCGGCCUCCUGGGCGGCCUCCUCAAGGACGGCCUCCUGAACGACCUCCUCGAGGACGGCCUUCUCAAUGACCUUAGUCUUGUUGGGGGCAACCGUGGCGCUUGCAAUGGUCUUAAUGUCCUCGGCGGAGAAUGCAAGACCAACAUCGGUUGCUGCCAGCAGAAUGCCGCGAGCAACAACGUCCAGGCCGCGGUCGGAACCACACCGGAGCGCGUUCCGUCUUCGGGUGCACUUCCUGUCGGCAGUCUCCCUUUCAUCCAUGACUGGUCGGUUCGGCGUGUUCAAUAUCCCACCAUUAUGAAUGAAUCGACUACUGGAAAACUCCCGGACCCUGGCAGACCUCCGGGCACUGGAAAAGACGCCGGCCGUCCGAACAAGCGGCGCAAAAUAGCCGUGGCUUGCGAUGAAUGUCGUGUUCGGAAGACCCGGUGCGAUGGCGCACAACCCGUGUGUGGGCCAUGUACGAAAAAAGCAGAUCCAGGUGUGCAGUGUGUUUACACUGGAAAGCAAAAGCUCGAUGUAAAAAACUAUAUUACUAGCUUGGAGAGUCGUCUCAAAGCUUUCGCACGGCCGCCUCGUACUCCGGCAAGUGUGGGACAUGAGAGCUCCGGACACAGUCAAGAGCCCACCUUCUCAUAUAGCCCAGUCUCGUCAUCUGGUGUUCCUGUAGCCACUCAGUUCACUUCAUCAUCUUCAGUUCCGGAUAAUUGUCACAGGUUAUCAAGUUGUAUCCCCGCGAAUACCAGUGCAGGCGACAACUCCCCGUCUGCCAGUGCUUAUCGAAGCCCUUCCGGACGAAAUGCUGGUUACGUAUCCGGGCUGGCUCAGACGCGUCAACGAGCGGACGGUGUGAAUGCAAUGAUGGGUGCGGUCGAAGAGGAGCGCCCGACGCAAGGCUUCUUUGGCAGCUCUAGUGCCGCCAGCUUCAUGCAUCAGAUAAAGAUGGCCGUGGACAGAAGGGUCACUUCACCCCACCGGCGAACAUCCGACACCAUUCUAGGAGUAUCCCAUGCUCCAGGGCUCAUGAGUACGGCAUCGGAAAGACAUUUUAAUAUUCAGAACUAUGUCUUGCCACCGAGAAAGACAGCCGACAGUCUAAUGGGAGUUUAUUGGUCUUUCGUCUUUCCCCUCUAUCCCCUUGUGGAUGGUAUCGGGCUGAGGGCUGAAUAUGAAAAGGUCUGGACGGGUGAACCACUCGAAAAUGACGAAUCGAUGCUCAUGUGUACAUUGAACGUCAUAUUUGCUCUAGCCUGCCAGCUGGCUGACUUCAUACCCCCGGAGGAGCGAGAGGCAUCCGCAGACGCAUUCUUUUCGCGCGCAAAGGAUCUUCUCCAGUUCAACCUUUGGGACACAGGAUCUGCUGCCCUCAUUCAAUGUUUACUUCUGAUGGCGCAGUACCUGCAAAGCACUGAUUCGGCCCACCAAUGUUGGAUUGUUACUGGUCUGGCGAUACGGAAUGCCCAGAGUUUAGGUCUACAUCUUCCGCAAACUAUUGCUCGGCUGCCGAGCCCACAGGAGCAGCAGCUAGCACGCAAAAUAUGGCACGGAUGUGUGCUAAUGGAUAGAGUCAUCUCCAUGACGUUUGGACGACCCGCAAUGAUAUCGAAAGCGUCCUGUGAAUCAGUGCCUUUGCCCGCCACGGUGGAUGAGGAGUAUAUUCCGACAGCUUCCGGCAUCGAAGCCACACAACCAGCUGACCAGCCAUCUGUGAUGGCAUUCUAUGCCAAGUCGCUUGAGUUGUAUGAAAUCAUGAACGAUAUCUUGUUGAGUUUAUACCAACCUGUCCCCGAGGAGAGUCCAGAGGACAUGUAUGACUUGUAUUUCAACAAGGAAACUAGUCAGGGUGAGCGAACGAUCUUCGAACUUGACCGAGCUCUAUCCAAGUGGAGCCAAAGUCUUCCAUCACAUUUACGGGGAAAUUCACCAGCGGGCUCUACGGACGUGGUCUUUUACCACCAGAGCGUGGUGCUUAGAGCGAGAUUCCUACAUGUCCGUAUGCUUCUGUUUCGUCCAAUAUUGUCCAGAUACUGCGCAGCUCGCGACAUCACGGUCCCUGAUUCUCUUGUGUCACCCAGCGACUCAUUUCCCCAACGAAUCGCCUGGCAGUGCUCAGCUAUAUGCGUCAAGGUGGCGCAAGAAGUAAUCGAACUGAUAUAUGGGAACAUUCCUGCAGAUGGGUCUUCGGGCCCUCUUCCCGCUUGGUGGUACAACAUUCUCUAUGUAUACACAGCCGCCACAGUCUUAAUAGCGGGCUACCUUUGUCCCACAGUCCUGGACGAAGUGACUGAAGGUGCAAUUACGAGGUCUUGGAAUUGUGCUUUGGAAAUUCUUCGGAAGUACCAGAGUUACAGCACAUCUGCACGUCGAUGCGUAGCGGCUCUAGAAAUUCUCUAUGAGAGGGUGGUGUCAGAACGACCCCUAUUCCAUGAACCAUCCUCCAGUGAUCAGCAACAGAGUACUGCGUCCAAUGCGGUCAAUGACAUGUCUCUUGGAGAGGGCAUUAAUGCUAUGUUCAUGGAAGGCUUUGAUUGGCCGGAUUUCCAAGACAUGUCCUGGUUGAACAGUGUGCCGAGUAGCUUACACUGA
Messenger RNA from Aspergillus nomiae NRRL 13137, 2838 nucleotides. Its product is annotated as transcription factor domain-containing protein. The coding region runs from base 1 to 2838 and encodes 945 amino acids. Gene Ontology annotation, molecular function: zinc ion binding; DNA-binding transcription factor activity, RNA polymerase II-specific; RNA polymerase II cis-regulatory region sequence-specific DNA binding. Gene Ontology annotation, cellular component: nucleus. The record is from RefSeq and is a predicted model, not a curated record. NCBI's taxonomy places the organism in Eukaryota, Fungi, Ascomycota, Eurotiomycetes, Eurotiales, Aspergillaceae. The transcript is spliced from 9 exons. Gene Ontology annotation, biological process: positive regulation of transcription from RNA polymerase II promoter by galactose; DNA-templated transcription.